AUGCAUUACUAUUUACAUCAUUUGAUACGACACAAAGCCGUUCCUUUUAAAUUCUUCUUGGCAGCCUCCUGGAUCUCCAAAAUCUGCUUGUCCCCCGUCUUGAUGAAUAUGCUUUCGGCCGGUUGUAAUGGCUUGAUGAACCGUACGGCGAGACCAGAUGCCAAUGCCUUCACUUCGGUCGCUGUCAAGUUGACCUUUCUACUAGGUUUCAGAAUCAACGAAAAGUUGCGGAUUACCGACUGGUUGUUGCGGUAUUUGAGUCCAAGCCACAAUCUUCUUGUUGCUAUGUUGUCUGGAGUGACAUCGACGGGAUAUUGGUCGGGGCCCGAUGUUGAACCUUUUUGCACCGACGAUAUAAACCCCUCUCUAUACAAGCCGAGUGCUAUUUGGAGGUGUAAUCGACUAAAGGGGAUUGAUGUGGUGGCCGCCCGUACGUUUGUACAGUUCUUUAUAUGGCUACACAAGUGUGCCAAAUGGACGUACGACAUGAUUGUGCAAUCGAAGUGA
Meyerozyma guilliermondii ATCC 6260 is the source of this 507-nucleotide messenger RNA. RefSeq lists its product as uncharacterized. The transcript has a single exon. The record is from RefSeq and is a predicted model, not a curated record. Bases 1 to 507 code for a protein of 168 amino acids. Lineage: Eukaryota; Fungi; Ascomycota; Pichiomycetes; Serinales; Debaryomycetaceae.